Molecule: messenger RNA, 3350 nt
Organism: Poecile atricapillus (Black-capped chickadee)
Lineage: Eukaryota; Metazoa; Chordata; Aves; Passeriformes; Paridae
Gene: GNB1
Product: G protein subunit beta 1
Exons: 13
Coding region: 581-1603 (340 amino acids)
Biological process (GO): G protein-coupled receptor signaling pathway
Cellular component (GO): cytoplasm; heterotrimeric G-protein complex
Molecular function (GO): protein binding; signaling receptor complex adaptor activity
Source: RefSeq, a predicted model, not a curated record
CGAGCCGGGGUUUCCCGGGCGGGCAGCACGGGCGGGGCGGAGGGAGGAGGGGAAGGAGGGAGGUUCACCGCGCCCAGGCUGUCGCUGCUCGAUGGCUGCGGGGAGCUGAGGGGGCUGAGGAGGAGUCGAGACCCAACGACACCCCCUCCCCCGCGGAUCCCUCCUUCCCGCUCGGCACUGCCGCCUUCCCCGGGACCCGCCGGGCGCAGCGCGGGCGGCUCCCCUGCUCCUCCUCCUCCUCCGCCCCCCUUCCCUCCCCAGGCCGGCGGGACGCGGGCAGGACCGCGGGCGGCGGACGGACCGGCCCGGUUCAUGAGCAGCGGCCGGGAGGGCAGAAGGCAUAUGAAAUCUGCAACACUUCUCCUGCAUUAUUGAGCGUGCAGCGCAGGACAAUAAUGGUGUGUGUUUUGGCCUUUGCUAUUGUGUAUUCUGUGUGCUGUUAGUGUGCCAGCAUAAAUUUACUUGUUUACAUUUCAGAAUUUACAUGUUUGACAGCAGAAGUUGGCUUUCUACUGUAGUGAAAGAAAAUAUUUCUGGUUGUUUCAGAGGUGGCAGUGGAGCACACCUUUAGCACAGGAAAAUGAGUGAGCUUGACCAGUUACGCCAGGAGGCCGAGCAACUGAAAAACCAAAUCAGAGAUGCUAGAAAAGCAUGUGCAGAUGCCACCCUGGCUCAGAUCACAGCCAAUAUCGACCCAGUGGGGAGAAUCCAGAUGCGCACUAGGAGAACACUCCGGGGACACCUGGCCAAAAUUUAUGCAAUGCACUGGGGGACUGAUUCCAGGCUUCUAGUUAGUGCCUCCCAGGAUGGUAAACUUAUAAUUUGGGACAGCUAUACUACAAACAAGGUGCACGCGAUUCCCCUGCGCUCCUCCUGGGUCAUGACUUGUGCAUAUGCUCCCUCUGGGAAUUAUGUGGCUUGUGGUGGGCUUGACAACAUCUGCUCCAUUUAUAACUUGAAAACUCGUGAAGGGAAUGUCCGUGUCAGCCGUGAGCUCGCUGGGCACACAGGCUACUUGUCCUGCUGUCGUUUCCUGGACGAUAAUCAGAUCGUCACCAGCUCUGGUGACACCACUUGUGCUCUCUGGGACAUAGAAACUGGUCAGCAGACAACCACAUUUACUGGGCACACUGGAGACGUGAUGAGUUUGUCCCUUGCCCCUGAUGCCCGGUGUUUUGUUUCUGGUGCCUGCGAUGCCUCUGCCAAACUGUGGGAUGUUAGAGAAGGAAUGUGCCGGCAGACCUUCACCGGCCACGAGUCGGACAUCAACGCCAUCUGUUUCUUCCCCAACGGCAAUGCCUUUGCCACGGGCUCAGACGAUGCCACGUGCAGGCUCUUUGACCUGCGGGCUGACCAGGAGCUGAUGGUUUAUUCCCAUGACAACAUCAUCUGUGGCAUCACCUCUGUAGCAUUUUCCAAGAGUGGCCGCCUGCUCCUAGCUGGGUAUGAUGACUUCAACUGCAACGUCUGGGACACACUGAAAGCUGAUAGAGCAGGUGUCCUUGCUGGUCAUGAUAACCGUGUCAGUUGCUUAGGUGUGACUGAUGAUGGCAUGGCAGUGGCAACAGGGUCAUGGGACAGCUUCCUCAAGAUCUGGAACUGAAGUAGAUGUUUCUGUGUGCCAGAAGAGCAGCGGACUCCAUGACUGGAAGAAGUUUCCAACGGUUGAAAAUUAAAAACGAUAGCAUAUCCAAUCCAACCAUACUAACUUGGACCCCCAUCCUCCCCAACUUCAAAGGGCAAGAUCUUUUCUGUCUCCUGUUGCUGAAAUGAAGAGCACAAUUACCUUUCCAAGAAGAAUUUCUGUGUUGUAAGCAAAAUGAAAUUGUGCAUUCCUUUUGGGACCAUUUUUUUUUGUCUUGAGAAUUUAAAAACAAAUGAAACACUAUGAUAAAAAGCAUGACCAGAAAAUAAACUUGAGCAUAAUUGUGAAACAGUUAGCUUUCACUGUAGUUUCCAAGUUGAAGUUAAGGACUUUAUCUCACACACUUGCAAAUUUUAAAGUCAUGUUUGUAGCAGGAUUUUUUUCAAGUUUCCUUUUUAAAUACAUUUCCUUAUGUAUUUAAUUGAGCAAAACAAGGGAGUCCUAGCCCAGAGCACCUGGGGGUUGUUAACGCUGUAAAUUUAGUCCCUAAUUUUUUUUUUUAUUUUCUAGUAUCACAGAUAAUUGUUGCACAAAACUUGGCAUAUAUAGGAUAAUGUUAAGCAGUAAGGUAACCAAGCACAUGCUGUAAAAGGUAAUGAAUGCUUGUUUAAAGAAUCCUUUCACCUUCUAUGGAUUACAAAUGCAAUCCUUGGUCCCUCCUGCCCCCUCUUUUUCACCACACUGAUUUUUUUUUUUUUUUUUAAUCUGUUUUGGUUUGUCCACUUGGAAGGGCAGUUUAUAUAUCCUAACACUAUCCUAUAAGUCUCAACAACCAGGAAUCUCUGUUUUCAAAAGAGACCUAUCCUACACUUGGGUAUUGAGUCAAUUCUUUGUGUAUGAAAUGAUGUACAAAUCAAUGUUUUGAAAAUAAUGAUCUUGAACUUUCUAAGUUAAACAGAAAAAAAACCUUUUUUGAUUGUUUGCCAUAUUGGGUGGGUUUACUCUUAGAAUCGCAUGCUGUAGAAAUGCUAAAAAGUGCAUAUUGGACUAAGUCCUUAGAUGUUUUUUCUUUGAAGAAAUAACCUGUUUAAAAACUGUAACCAUUGUCGCUGUAUUCAUUUAUUGUUGCUACUCUGUGCAUAAAUCUAUGAAGAACUCCAGUACAAAGCUAUGCACGUUUUGGAGUAGCGUGAUAAGUCACUUUUUUUUUAAAAAAAAAGAAAGAAACAGCCUGUUCAAACAAUCGCUGUCAAAGAUUCUGGGGUGUGGGAGGAGGGAACCUAGACCAUCUUCUUUAUAAAUCAGUUCCUCACAGCCAGUUCCUCUUGCAGGAUGAGUCCUUUGCAUCUGAUCAGAGUCAUUUUUGUAAUGAGCAGAUUUUCCUGGCUUUCUUUUCAAAUAAAAUGUUAAAAGCAGCAGUGUUUGGACAGCAGAUUGUUCUGUUAAACUUUCCUAUCUUCUCACUGUAUCCAGAAAUGCUCCUUCCUAGCAGCAGUAGUAGCUUUUCUCCAUUUUGUUUUUUCUGCAACAUUCUGUACAAAAAUGUGCUGUAAUUGUGCGUUAGGCCUGGAUUUGGCAUAAAAGAUGAGUUCCCUCUUACUCUCUUUCAUGAAACUACUCUGUAGAGCUUUCUCCACGCCCUGUAUCCCUCUUCACCUUUUGUAUUUAAUUUUAAAGUCAGUGUACUUCAAGAAAGCUGGAUGCAAGAUAGAUACUAUAUUAAAAUGUAAUGUUAUUUAAGAUGUAAUAAAGCAGUUUGACAUGA